Coregonus clupeaformis (lake whitefish) is the source of this 2508-nucleotide messenger RNA. RefSeq names its product acyl-CoA binding domain containing 4 (gene acbd4). The coding region runs from base 404 to 1897 and encodes 497 amino acids. Lineage: Eukaryota; Metazoa; Chordata; Actinopteri; Salmoniformes; Salmonidae. Gene Ontology annotation, molecular function: fatty-acyl-CoA binding. The transcript is spliced from 11 exons. The record is from RefSeq and is a predicted model, not a curated record. Gene Ontology annotation, biological process: autophagy of peroxisome; fatty acid metabolic process.
GAAGCCACAUGUUGUCAUGUGACCCAACACGGAAGACCACUCUGCAACUGUACGAAGUAAAGUAUAUUGAAGGUCUCGAUAAACAACUUUAUUCAUUCGUUUAACUCAAAUAAUACACAUCUAAUCAGCAACAGUAGCGUUGCAUAUCUGUAUUUUGGCGUUUUGAAUGUUCUUGAAAACCUGCCAUCUCAUAUCUGUCAACAACGUUUUUACAAGCGUGUUCGGUGCUGCUGUCAUGACAAAAAGACGGUGCGACUACAAGUGAAUUGAGGAGAGAUUCGGAGAUACCAACUAGAAAAGGCAAGUAGGCUACCCGCUCGUUUCAGUCCUAUCGAUUCGUCCUUGUGGGUUGUUUGAGUUGGCGAAGGACAUCGUAGCAGUCCCUCGUCGCUGCCCCGGUUGAAUGCCACGGGGCUGUGCCAUCAUAGAGAGACGGCAGUUUGCAAUGCCACUUCCAGUUAUGGCAGAGUCGGUGGACCACCAGAAACGCUUCCAGGCCGCGGUCGACGUCAUUCAAAACCUUCCCAAAAAUGGUUCCUACCGCCCCUCCUAUGAAGUGAUGCUGCGGUUCUACUGCCUGUACAAGCAGGCGGUGUGCGGACCCUGCACAGUGCCCCGACCAGGCUUCUGGGACCCAGUAGGUCGCUAUAAAUGGGAUGCCUGGAGCCGACUAGGGGAGAUGAGCAGUGAGAGUGCCAUGGCGGCCUACGUUGAUGAGAUGAAGAAAGUGGCACAAGAGGUUAUUGACACAAUGCCCAUCAAUGAGAAGACUGCAUCACUGUUCCACCACUUUGAGCCCCUCUACGUGGUCAUCCACGACAUGCCCCGGCCACCAGAUACUCUGCUGGACCUAAGAGAAGACGUUAAGGGCAUUGACAAGGCAGCCAGUCCAGUGGAAGUUGAACAAGAGAGGGAGACCCAAGAAGAACUUGUCCCAGAUAAGGACCCUGCACUAGAAGAAGAGCCUGCCCUGGAGCAGGUGCCUGUCCCAGGAGUAGAACCCGUCACAGAGGAGGUACCUACCCUGGAAAAGGUGGCCCUCGCAGAGAAGGUGCCUGUCCCAGAAGAGGUGCCCAGUCAGACACAACAACAACCAGUCACCUCCACCAGUGAACCUCAGGGCUUCCUCUUUCCAGAGCUUGUUCCUGAGCUUGUUCCGUCUGAGGCCAUGGGGUCGUCUGAGGUGUUGUUGUUGACCAGCGACUCAGAGAGUGAGAUCUUCGUUGACUCUGUGGACUCUGUGGAAAAGCUGGACAAUAUUAAGGUUGUUUUAGUCCCCAAGUCAAAGUCAAACGGCCUCCAUAACGGCUAUGCUUACUCAGAGCCCUCCUCAGUCCAAGCCAAUCACACAGAGACGGUCUGCCAGGCAACGCAGGUGGGGGCAGGGCAAGGUGGAGAGGGGGCGGGGGAUGGAGGGGGACCGCCCAUGAGGAGGAGUCGGGAUGCAGGAAGAGACGGGAUGAGGGACCACGGAUGGAGAGAACGUGGUGUUCCCCAGGGCAGCCCCAGGAGGGCGGGGAGAGAGGCCCUGGGGGCAGGGGGAGGGGCUGGCCGAGGGGGAGGAGACGGCUCAGAGGGAGGGGCUGAGAGGCUGCAGGACAUCCAAGUGCAGCAGCAGAUCCUGCUGGCCCUACGGAGGCUCAGGGAGGACAUGCGGAGCGUCAUGGAGAGACUGGAGGCAGUGGAGAGACUAGCCGCAACACAGGCCCAGAAUUCAGACUGGAGACCAUGUCUUCGGUGUGCUGCCUCAGCCGCCCAGUCAGAGGAGGAGAGUUGGUGGCCGUUCCCUGAAGUAUCAGGACGGGCGAUGCUGCUUCUGCUGCUGUGGCCCCUGGUGGCUCAGGGUCUAGUGUUUCUACUGCGGAGGGGCCAAAAGAAGGCCCGUAUCUCUACUUGAAGCUAACGGACCACAAAGUAGUCCCAUAUCUCCCCCUUAGGAAUCCAUUGGAGGAAGAAGUAUUUCUGAUUUAUUUCAAUAGGACUCUAUGGGACAAUGGAGGUCGUAAGCAAAUCUGUUUUUGGUGUCUUGCAAACUCCUAUGGUCAUUGGUGUGACAAUGACCAUAGGAGACAGCACAAACAUAUAUGGGACAAUGGAGGUUGUGUAUUUCCACAUGAAUCCACUAGAAGAAGUUGUUGGCACAGUCCUAUAGGACAUUAUUGGAGGACAUCGCUCAAGAAGCUGGGAGAAACAUGAACAUGUUUAAAUGGCAAAUGUAUCACGUGCUGUUCUUUUAACCUUCAGGUUGAAGGACCUGGUCCCGUAUCCACAAAGAGUACUGGAAUUGGAUCAGUUUGCCUUUUAGAUCAUAAUGGAAAAGAUAACAUGGAAAGGGGGUACCUGAUUCAAGAUCAGACACUGCUACUGUGAGACUCUUUUUGAAUACGGGAUACUGAUCCACUUUGGUGUUCCUUGUCCCCUCACUAACACUAAUAAAUCAUGAUUUAAUUUAUAGCCAUUUAAUCUUAAUCACAGAAUUAUUUUCAAAUAAAUAAUCGGGUUGAAUAA